Messenger RNA from Parnassius apollo (apollo), 249 nucleotides. The record is from the annotation of a GenBank genome assembly. Lineage: Eukaryota; Metazoa; Arthropoda; Insecta; Lepidoptera; Papilionidae.
AUGCGGAAUGCCUGUGGAAAAUACCUCAUGAAAUCAAUAGCAAACGAAGGUUUUGAAGCAAAACACUUACCGCAUCUUCAAAUUCCUCGGCCUGGCGGAUUUUCGAGGGAGAGCAGCAUGUCCGAACAAGAUGCGGCUGCAGCUGUGGUGUUGUUGCUUAUAGCUAAACGUAAACGUAAACGAACAUGUCGCUGGUGUAAAGAAAGAGUGGUACAUGAAAAGAUUUCUGCCUACAAGUCUGUCUUUUAA